Chlorella variabilis is the source of this 375-nucleotide messenger RNA. RefSeq lists its product as hypothetical. Lineage: Eukaryota; Viridiplantae; Chlorophyta; Trebouxiophyceae; Chlorellales; Chlorellaceae. The record is from RefSeq and is a predicted model, not a curated record. The annotation marks the transcript as partial. The transcript has 5 exons.
GCCAAGCGCGUGGCAGUGCUCGGCAUCAAGACGGAGGCACAGGCCAGCCAGCCCGCUUUCUUCGUGCCCGAGUACCUGCAGAGCGUGGGGGUGGACAUCGUCCCCGUCCCAGUCUAUUACCCAGAGGUCAAGGAGAUUCUGGGCAAGCCAGUGGUGCGGGACCUGCGGCAAAUCCAGGGACACAUCGACAUCCUAGACGUCUUCCGCCGGCCGGCCGACCUGCCUGGGCACCUGGAUGACAUUGUGGCCCUCAGGCCUGACUGCGUGUGGCUGCAGAGCGGCAUCAGCCACCCGGAAUUCGAGGAGCGCCUGGCUGCGGCAGGCAUCAAGGUGGUGCCCAGCAGGUGCCUCAAAGUGGACAGAGCGGCGGCCGGC